Molecule: messenger RNA, 352 nt
Organism: Sinocyclocheilus grahami
Lineage: Eukaryota; Metazoa; Chordata; Actinopteri; Cypriniformes; Cyprinidae
Product: ras-related protein Rab-6A-like
Exons: 4
Coding region: 44-310 (88 amino acids)
Molecular function (GO): GTP binding; GTPase activity
Source: RefSeq, a predicted model, not a curated record
GUCAUAACAGGCGACAAUUGGAAUCGACUUCCUGUCAAAAACCAUGUAUUUGGAGGACAGAACGGUUCGGUUGCAGUUGUGGGACACGGCAGGCCAGGAACGUUUCAGGAGCCUCAUUCCGAGCUAUAUAAGAGACUCCACUGUAGCUGUGGUGGUGUAUGACAUCACAAAUGUGAAUUCAUUCCAGCAAACUUCCAAAUGGAUCGAUGAUGUGAGAACGGAGAGAGGGAGUGAUGUCAUCAUCAUGCUGGUGGGCAAUAAAACAGAUCUGGCAGAUAAGAGACUUCUGGGAAUGCAGGAUGACGGAUAAUUUGAGAGUAAACCCAAUAUUUGUGUGAAAGAUAAGAGGUAA